GGUCAGUUGGCAGCGGCAAGCGCGCUGCGGUUCCGGUGGCGCCAUGUCGUUCUGCAGCUUCUUCGGGGGCGAGGUUUUCCAGAAUCACUUUGAACCUGGCGUUUACGUGUGUGCCAAGUGUGGCUAUGAGCUGUUCUCCAGCCGCUCGAAGUAUGCACACUCGUCUCCAUGGCCGGCGUUCACCGAGACCAUUCACGCCGACAGCGUGGCCAAGCGUCCGGAGCACAAUAGAUCUGAAGCCUUGAAGGUGUCCUGUGGCAAGUGUGGCAAUGGGUUGGGCCACGAGUUCCUGAACGACGGCCCCAAGCCGGGGCAGUCCCGAUUCUGAAUAUUCAGCAGCUCGCUGAAGUUUGUCCCUAAAGGCAAAGAAACUUCUGCCUCCCAGGGUCACUAGGCGGGCAGCCCACACCCACCCCAGACGGCCACCACACUGAGGCCACACGUUGGCCAUUCCACCUUGGAGUUGGAACCCUGGGCGUCGAGACAGGAAGGCAGGGCGCAGUGGUUGAAACAUCAGGACACUCCCAAGGCCCCGGCUCUGAACAAGACCUUUUCGUUUCUUGGAAAAGAGACUCAUUUGCUGAUGGUUCAUGCCUUCUGCUGGGACAGGCCUGGGCUGUGCAGCCACACUGUCGGCUGACUUAGCCCCCUGCUCACUCUAGGUGCCUCCAGGAGGUGAGCCCUGGGUGCAGCUGGUCUCUGAAUGACGUUACACCCUCACCUUCUUUUCCUGGCCCUGUCUCUGGACUCUCCCCUGUGAGGCCCAAUUCCAAGACAGACUCUCGUCCUCACCGAAGCUUAGGCCCACAUCUCCCAGGCUGCUUAGGAGACAGAAUGGAAACGGAGGCCGCCCCUGCCAGCCGCCCUGGCCCUGGUCACUGCAUGAUCCGCUCUGGUCAAACCCUUCCAGGCCAGCCAGAGUGGGGAUGGUCUGUGACCUGCUGGGAAGGCAGGCUGAUGGGGCACACCCUUGGCCUCUCGUCCACGAGGGGAGAAACCUAAACCCUGUUUCACAAUCUGUGCGGAAGUAGCUUGCCUCACUUCUGCUUAGGAAAGCGGCUGUUGCUCCAUAACUCUAACCAGCACAGGGCUGAGGCCUGCAGUGCACACCUGCAGGGAGGCCCUUCCCAAGGUGUGGUGACUGUGCCUUACUGUACAUGCUCGGAGGCCUGGCCAUAUAGGAGGGUGGGUGAUGCUGAAAUCACCCCCCAUCUUAAGUAAUUACUUUCUGGAGUAAUCAGGUGGAAAUCCAUAGACAAAUGAAACAUUCAGAUGUA
This is a messenger RNA of Homo sapiens (human), 1277 nucleotides long. It is a transcript of the gene MSRB1, whose product is annotated as methionine sulfoxide reductase B1. The transcript is spliced from 4 exons. The record is from RefSeq and is marked reviewed. Gene Ontology annotation, cellular component: actin cytoskeleton; cytoplasm; cytoskeleton. Gene Ontology annotation, biological process: innate immune response; actin filament polymerization. Gene Ontology annotation, molecular function: zinc ion binding; actin binding; peptide-methionine (R)-S-oxide reductase activity. NCBI's taxonomy places the organism in Eukaryota, Metazoa, Chordata, Mammalia, Primates, Hominidae.